AUGGCUCCCGGAAUCCUAGUCGAUGACACUUACCCUUCCCCUAUCAACCAUGUUGUACUGUCCAAGAACGAGGACGCCCCUAGGUCCAUCUUUCCAGAUGGCAUCAGGACCUCGGGCCAACACCCACCUCUCUACGACACACUAAAGCCCUAUUCUGAGUUCCCUAAAGAGAUCACCGGGCCUACCGUAUGGCGCAAGGAGGACUAUGAAAACAAUCCCGAGAGGUGGACCCGUCCGUUCACCGACCAGGAAGUAGAAGAGCUAGGUCGUGCCGCGGACAAUUUUAUCAACAGCGGCACGGCCCUUACCGGUAUCUCCAAGGCCCUCUUUCCUCUUCCAGUACUCGGCAAAGUCCUCGCCACCUUGAGAGAAGAUCUCCUCAAUGUCGCCUACAUGGGCCUCGGCACGCACUUGGGCUACUUCCUCUCCCAGAACGGCCGCGGCCACGUCCUCGGCCACGUAAAGGACGUUGGCGACGACCCUACCCAGAUCCACAAGGGUGGCGAGAGCGACAUCGUGAGCUUCCACAACGUCUGGAACACGCUCGUCCGGGAGAACGCAGACGUUGCCGAGCUCUUGACGAAACCCGUCUGGUACUUUGACAGGAAGGGUGAGGUCUCGACCGGGCAGGAGGAGUGGACCCGCCAGCCCAUCGCGUACCUCGAGAACGGCGGCAAGAACCGCGUCUACGUCAAGUGGGAUCCGUAUUACGUUCGGUCCCUCAAGAGGUUCUCUGACGAGGGCCUGAUCCCUGCGCUCAGCCCCGAGCAGGAGCGCGCCGCUCUCAUCCUCGAGGAGACUGCCAACAGACUUGCCCUCCACAUGGUUCUCGAGGUUGGCGACAUCCAGUUCCUCAGCAACGCACACCUCCUCCACGCUAGGACGCAGUACAAAGGCGAGGGCGGAUGGGCGCUCCCCAUGCCCGAUAGUGCGCAAGCAAAGAGGGGCGGCAUCCAGGUGAAUGACACGGCUCCGAGUGCCCCACUCGACGCUGAAUAA
Messenger RNA from Parascedosporium putredinis, 999 nucleotides. Lineage: Eukaryota; Fungi; Ascomycota; Sordariomycetes; Microascales; Microascaceae. The record is from the annotation of a GenBank genome assembly.